Messenger RNA from Eriocheir sinensis (Chinese mitten crab), 579 nucleotides. RefSeq names its product transcription factor EC-like. The record is from RefSeq and is a predicted model, not a curated record. Gene Ontology annotation, cellular component: nucleus. Gene Ontology annotation, biological process: regulation of transcription by RNA polymerase II. Gene Ontology annotation, molecular function: protein dimerization activity; DNA-binding transcription factor activity, RNA polymerase II-specific; RNA polymerase II cis-regulatory region sequence-specific DNA binding. The transcript has a single exon. NCBI's taxonomy places the organism in Eukaryota, Metazoa, Arthropoda, Malacostraca, Decapoda, Varunidae. The coding region runs from base 1 to 579 and encodes 192 amino acids.
AUGGAGCACAUCGUGGACGAGAUACUCAACUUGGAGGCCGAGCUGGAGGCUGCGGGAAGCGCUAGGAGAGAAACGGCGUGCCCUCGGACCACUCAGCGGUCCUACUCCCAGCCGGACUGCCUGGCCCUGCCCGCCUCCCUGCCGCCAUGCCUCACCUGGGGCGCGCUGCGGCCAUCCAACUCCUACCCACCGGACUUGUCGCAGGCCACCGAGCGGGCCGCCGCCAGCCAGGAGGCGCCGGCGAGCCGCGGGCGGGAGCAGCGUCGGAAGGAGAGCCACAACAUGUUUGAGCGGCGGCGUCGGUUCAACAUUAACGAGAGGAUCCGCGAGUUGGCGGGACUGCUGCCGCGGCGCAGCGAGCCGUAUUACGAGGCGGCGCGGCACAGCGCGGGCCACAUCCUCAAGGCUUCCGUGGAGUACAUGCGGUGGCUCAAGCAGGAGGUGAGCCGCAUGUCCGAGGCGGAGGCGCGGCGCCGCAUCCUAGAGCUUGAGAACCAACACCUCCGCUCGCGCGUCCACCAGCUGGAGGCGAAACUGCGUUCGCUGGGCCCCGCGGCCAAGGCGCCCGCACCGCAGUAG